Messenger RNA from Cololabis saira (Pacific saury), 2940 nucleotides. RefSeq names its product insulin-like growth factor 2 mRNA binding protein 3 (gene igf2bp3). The record is from RefSeq and is a predicted model, not a curated record. The transcript has 16 exons. The coding region runs from base 528 to 2345 and encodes 605 amino acids. Gene Ontology annotation, cellular component: cytosol; nucleus; cytoplasm. Gene Ontology annotation, molecular function: mRNA 3'-UTR binding. Lineage: Eukaryota; Metazoa; Chordata; Actinopteri; Beloniformes; Belonidae. Gene Ontology annotation, biological process: regulation of gene expression; nervous system development.
CCAAUCCCAAACACUUAAUUGAGCAAUUGGGUAUUCCUCACGUGUGGGCUGAUUUGUAGUUUGAACACGUGGCUCAUUCAAAAAAGCCGGAAUAGCAGAAGAUUUUUUUUUCCUCCUUCCCCUUUCUUCUUAUUCUUAUUCUAGGCUCUAGACUUAGAGGCGGGUACCAGCCUUGUCGUGUGUGUGACAUUCUCUGUCUCUUUGCCAAAAGGGUUUGGAGGAAGACACAAAGUAGUUUCUCCUCCUUUUUUUUUUUUACCCAACCCGCCAUCGUUUGGAGAGACGAGAUUAAUAAUUGAGCAUUUAUUUAUUGCGCGACAGAGACAGCCGGGCGAGGGAGCGCAAACGCACUGUGAGGCUGCCAGUUUAAAUCUAUCUGUGGCUUGGACGACCGGGUAGCACGCCACAGCGGCUCCGUAGUAGUAAAGGCGAUUUGGGCUACUCCAAACACUGCACAUCCGUGAAAGCAGAUAACUGCCUCUCCCUCAGCGUAAAGAUUGUCUUAUUUUUCCCCCCCGGAGUAGAACAUGAAUAAGCUCUACAUUGGCAACGUGAGCGCAGAGGCGAGCGAGGAGGACUUCGAAACUAUCUUUGAGCAGUGGAAGAUUCCGCACAGUGGUCCAUUUCUUGUCAAAACUGGCUAUGCGUUUGUGGAUUGCCCGGACGAGAAGGCUGCAAUGAGGGCCAUCGAUGUUCUUUCAGGUAAAGUCGAACUUCACGGGAAAGUUCUGGAAGUGGAACACUCGGUCCCUAAACGCCAAAGGAGCUGUAAACUGCAGAUCAGGAACAUCCCGCCCCAUAUGCAGUGGGAGGUUUUGGAUAGCAUGCUGGCUCAGUAUGGUGCAGUAGAGAACUGUGAACAAGUAAACACUGAUACAGAGACUGCAGUAAUCAAUGUUAGAUAUGCAUCUAAGGACCAAGCCAGGCUGGCGAUGGAGAAACUGAAUGGAUCAAUGAUGGAGAACCAUGCCUUGAAAGUGUCCUAUAUCCCAGAUGAGACGGCUGCACCCGAAGGUCCUUCGCCGGGGGGCAGGAGGGGCUUCAACAGCCGUGGACCUCCACGCUCAGGCUCACCAGGUUUGGGCGCGCGGCCCAAAGUUCAGUCAGACAUCCCACUGCGCAUGUUGGUUCCCACGCAGUUUGUAGGCGCAAUAAUUGGCAAGGAAGGUGCCACUAUUCGUAACAUCACCAAGCAGACCCAUUCAAAGAUCGACAUCCAUAGGAAAGAAAAUGCUGGUGCAGCUGAGAAACCCAUCACAAUUCACUCGACCCCUGAAGGUUGUUCAAAGGCUUGUAGAACGAUCAUGGAGAUCAUGCAGAAGGAAGCUGUCGACACAAAGUUCACUGAGGAGAUCCCAUUGAAGAUCCUUGCACACAACAACUUUGUUGGAAGAUUGAUAGGGAAAGAAGGUCGCAACCUGAAGAAAAUUGAGCAGGAUACGGGGACCAAGAUCACAAUCUCACCUCUCCAGGACCUCACCUUGUACAACCCAGAGCGCACCAUCACAGUAAAGGGCACCAUCGACGUGUGUUCGAAGGCUGAGGAGGAGGUGAUGAAGAAGAUACGGGAAUCAUAUGAGAGCGACAUGGCUGCUAUGAAUCUCCAAUCCAACCUGAUUCCGGGCCUGAAUCUGAACGCCUUGGGCUUGUUUCCCAGCGGCGCACAAGGCAUGGGCCCUUCCAUGUCCAGUGUCCCACCGCCAGGAGCUCUGGGUGGAUGCUCGUCGUUUGGAUGCACUCCUUAUGGGGGUGAGGGGUCGUUUUUGGCUUCUGUGCUGUCGGCGAGCAGCCAGUCCCUUGCUGGACAGCCGGAGUCUGAGACGGUUCACCUCUUCAUUCCUGCACUUGCAGUCGGUGCCAUCAUUGGAAAACAGGGUCAACACAUCAAACAGCUGUCGCACUUUGCUGGAGCCUCAAUCAAGAUUGCCCCUGCAGAAGGAAUGGAUGCCAAGCAGAGGAUGGUCAUCAUUGUUGGACCACCAGAGGCUCAGUUUAAGGCUCAGUGUCGCAUUUUUGGCAAGCUGAAAGAGGAGAAUUUCUUUGGGCCCAAAGAGGAGGUGAAGUUGGAGGCUCACAUCAAGGUGCCCUCCUUUGCUGCUGGACGCGUCAUUGGGAAAGGUGGAAAAACGGUGAACGAGCUCCAGAAUCUGACUUGUGCAGAAGUGGUGGUGCCCAGGGACCAGACCCCUGAUGAGAACGAUCAGGUCAUAGUGAAGAUUAGUGGGCACUUCUUCGCCUGCCAGCUGGCCCAGAGAAAGAUUCAGGAGAUCCUGGCCCAGGUGAGGAGGCAGCAGCAGAUGAAGCCAGCACCCGGAGGCCAAUCUCCAGUGCCUCGCAGGAAGUAACGAUCCAGUAGAUCUGGAGGAAUGGUGACUGAAUCCGUCAGAAGACUUCAGACGGACGAAUGCAGAGUCGGAGGGGGAGGGAGAAGAUGGCGGUGGGUCCGAAUGCUCAUCUCAGGGGUCAGUGGUUAUCAGAACCAAAUCAAACAUCCACCCCUCCUUGCACGAUGAACUUUCAAGUGUGGCAAACAAGACCUUGCACCUCUAGUGCCACCCACUUCACGUCUCUGCAUUGUGAGAAAGUACUUUUGGGGGCUCCACCAACAUCACCUGCCCUCAGAUGUAUGCACACCUUGACUGCCCCCCCCCCCUCACGGGUGUGGUUGUUUUUUGUUUUAUUUUGUUUAUCUUUAAAAAAAAAAAAAAACACUAGAAACACAGGAAAAAAAAAGGACCCCCUCUAUCACCUCCUUGGUACUUCAAACAUGACGAGAUGUUUUGGUUGACUUCAGAUGUUUGUUUUUUUUUUUUUUCUUUUUUUUUUUCUUUAGUUUUUGGCGUUUAAUUGGUAAAACUUACUCCUGAUUUUUCUGUUGAAAGGAAAAGGCAUUGCCAGGUCCGAGUCGGACCAGGAGAGAGGUUUAUUUGGGGGGGGGGG